CUAGGGUUGAUUUCCGCCCCCAAUUCACACGCGACUAGCAGCUUCUCCCUCUCCAACUCUUUUAAGUGUUGUUAGCCCAAUCGAUCAACAUCCUACCGAUCAGAAUCACUGACAAAUGGGAGUGUUUACGUUCGUCUGCAAAGGAUCCGGCGCCGAAUGGUCGGCUAAGCAGCUCAACGGCGACCUCGAGGCUUCAGCUGACAGCACUUUCGACCUUCAGCGUAAGCUCGUCCAAGCCGCUCUCUCGGCCGACUCCUCCGGUGCCGUUCAGUCUUCCUUCUCCUAUGUCACCCCUUCCUCCGCCGUGUUCCAGGUGAUCGUUGGAGGAGCUGUAGGUGGUGGUGCAUUCAUUGGAGGAGGUGCAGCUGCUGCGCCAGCAGCUUCCGGUGGUGGUGCAGCUGCUGAGGCACCACCCGCUGAGGAGAAGAAGGAAGAGAAAGAGGAGAGUGAUGACGACAUGGGAUUCUCACUCUUCGAUUAGGUUAAUUGUUUGUUUGCUUCAUAGUUACAUUCUUGCGUAGUUCUCAGUGUUUCUACUUAAUUGAAACUGAAGUUUUGAUAGUACUGGAUUAUUGGAUUUCGAGUUUAGAGUUCAGAGUUUUACCGAGUUGCCUGUGAAUUUGGUCACAAUAUUUAUAUUUAAAAUUUAUGGUGGUUUCAGUAUGUCUCUUUUGUGGAAUUUUAUCUACCUUCUCUUUGGUAGUGGUAUUGGAUUCCAAUAUUUCUUUCUC
Messenger RNA from Sesamum indicum (sesame), 731 nucleotides. Its product is annotated as large ribosomal subunit protein P3z. The record is from RefSeq and is a predicted model, not a curated record. Lineage: Eukaryota; Viridiplantae; Streptophyta; Magnoliopsida; Lamiales; Pedaliaceae. Gene Ontology annotation, biological process: translational elongation. Gene Ontology annotation, molecular function: structural constituent of ribosome. Gene Ontology annotation, cellular component: ribosome.